AUCCCCGGAGCAGGGAGAAAUAAUGGCAACUACUUUUGCGCAUGCGUUCAAGGCCGGGAGGUCGGGUAGUGACGUUUUAACUGACUUAUCUAGGCGUAACGAGAAAGAUGAUCGAGGCGCGCUUGCGCGGUACCUUCAAUCAGAUGACUUUGAUGAAUUUACAUGCAACAACGAUGAUGCCAUUCUCAGAAGUAUUGCUGAAGAUAUUCAACAUCGUUUGCCUCUUGGAGCAGUGCUCAACUCAGAGCAUAAUGCUCUUCAAAAACUUCAUGAACAGACAGUCCCCACCAUUCAUGUUGAUGCUUUCCUUUAUGAUGAUGACUGUAUUGAUUCUUUAUGUCAAGAAGGAAAGAUGAGCAGAAAUUAUUGUCUAACAUGUGGCUCUUAUCAGACAGCACCAUUAGAAUUCAUUUCUCAUUCCUUUUCCCUCAUGGAACUGAAGUUCCUGUACCAGAAAGUACUGCCUGACCUGACAGGGAAGGUUCUGGUUGAUGUGGGCUCCAGGCUUGGAGCAGUCCUGUUUGGGGCCUACUAUUAUAGUUCAGCAUCCCAAAUCUACGGAGUUGAAAUGAAUGGAGACUUUUGCCAGUUGCAGGAAGCUAUCAUUUCAAAAUAUCAACUUGAUGACAGAAUAAAGGUGAUUAAUGCAGAUAUUUGUACUCAAGCUUCACUUCUUCAAAAUGCAGACAUUGUUGUAAUGAAUAAUGUCUUUGAAUAUUUCCUUGACAGAUCGGAACAGGCUAGAGCAUGGACAAUCGUAAGUCAAAAUAUAAGAAAGCCAGGGUCUUUGUUAGUAACUGUCCCAAACCUUGAAAAGUCUGUCUCAGAGCUUCAGGUGGACAUUCAGUUCAGCCAGUGGGUAGAAGCAGUACCAGUGCAAUAUGAUGAAUUCUUAGAAGAUGCUGAUAGAGAAGCACUUGAACAAAUUUACCUGUACAGAAUUCUGUAGCAUACAAAAUAUGUACAUUUGCAUCAAGUGCUUUUUAAAUAAAGAACAUUUUAAAGAAAGAUAUAAUGUUGCAGUUUGUUGAACUUUAUGUGUCAAGAUCUGCCUUUGAAAAUAAUACGGAAAAUCAGAGAUGCAUUUCUGGUUAAAUAAACAUGAAGGCAUUAAAAAAAGAAUCUCUCUGGUUUAUUUCUAGUGAGGAUUGCUAGUUAAAGAACUGGAAAUGCUUCAUUUGCCAUAAUUUACAACAUAUUGUUCCUUCUCUGGACUAGUUUUUUAUAUUUUUUCUUGGCAUUUAAACAUGUGGUACAUAGCUCAUACAAUUGUUCCAGGACUUAUUUCUUGGCUACAUGAGAUACAUGUUUUCUCUAGGGCGUGCCUCUUUGAUUAAUUUCUUAACUUGGAGGAAGAGAUGACAGUACUUUAAAACUGCAAAUUAUUGGUGGUUACUUAAAUUAUUUUGAUGGCACUGUGUAUAUGUCCUCUUCUUAGAAGGAGGGGGGCUAAGAGGAAUCCAUUUAUGUGCAAUACAACAAUAAAUACUGUCCAUAGAAAAAUAAA
This is a messenger RNA of Crotalus tigris (Tiger rattlesnake), 1507 nucleotides long. RefSeq lists its product as uncharacterized. The transcript has 8 exons. Bases 23 to 949 code for a protein of 308 amino acids. The record is from RefSeq and is a predicted model, not a curated record. Gene Ontology annotation, molecular function: methyltransferase activity. Lineage: Eukaryota; Metazoa; Chordata; Lepidosauria; Squamata; Viperidae.